CUUUUUUUUUUUUUUUUUUAUAAAAUGUGUUUUUGCCAUUUGGCCAGAAUAUUUUUAGCUGGCAACCCAUGCAAACGAGGCUAUAAGAUCCCCACUUUCAACUUCAUACAACCACAAUUAACAUUUGAAAUCCAUUGGAGAGGCGUCUUAAUAAACGCCCUUCAUAUUUCUAUCUUUUUCUUCUUCUUCUUUACCAUUUCAUAAACCAUAAUUUUCUGCUUCAAAAUCGUUCGAAAAUGAGGGAGUGUAUCUCGGUUCACAUCGGUCAGGCUGGUAUUCAGGUUGGGAAUUCCUGCUGGGAGCUUUACUGCCUCGAACAUGGUAUUCAGCCUGAUGGCCAGAUGCCAAGUGACAAGACUGUUGGGGGAGGUGAUGAUGCUUUCAACACCUUUUUUAGCGAAACAGGUGCUGGAAAACACGUCCCUCGCGCCAUUUUUGUUGACCUUGAGCCCACUGUCAUCGACGAAGUCAGAACUGGAACAUACCGCCAACUGUUCCACCCCGAGCAGCUCAUUAGUGGGAAGGAAGACGCCGCAAACAACUUUGCACGAGGCCACUAUACCAUUGGAAAAGAGAUUGUUGACUUAUGUUUAGACCGCAUACGGAAGCUUGCUGACAACUGCACUGGUCUUCAGGGAUUCUUGGUGUUCAAUGCAGUUGGUGGAGGCACAGGUUCUGGUCUCGGCUCGCUUCUACUAGAACGCCUAUCCGUUGACUAUGGAAAAAAGUCAAAGCUCGGGUUUACUGUCUAUCCUUCACCACAAGUUUCGACCUCAGUCGUUGAGCCAUACAACAGUGUGCUAUCUACACACUCUCUCCUUGAACACACUGAUGUUGCAGUUUUACUAGACAACGAAGCCAUUUACGAUAUCUGCAAGCGAUCUCUGGAUAUCGAACGGCCCACUUACACGAAUCUAAACCGUCUGAUCUCCCAGGUUAUAUCUUCAUUAACCGCGUCUUUAAGGUUUGAUGGGGCGUUGAACGUGGAUGUAACCGAGUUCCAAACAAAUCUUGUUCCAUACCCAAGGAUCCAUUUCAUGCUUUCGUCUUACGCACCAGUAAUCUCAGCUGAAAAGGCAUACCAUGAACAACUGUCAGUUGCUGAGAUCACAAACACGGCUUUUGAACCGUCUUCUAUGAUGGCGAAAUGUGACCCGCGUCAUGGUAAAUACAUGGCUUGUUGUUUGAUGUAUAGGGGUGAUGUGGUCCCAAAAGAUGUGAAUGCAGCAGUGGCAACUAUUAAAACAAAGCGGACGAUUCAGUUUGUCGACUGGUGCCCGACUGGAUUCAAAUGUGGGAUUAAUUAUCAGCCGCCAACGGUGGUUCCUGGUGGUGAUCUUGCGAAGGUGCAACGAGCGGUGUGUAUGAUAUCUAACUCGACAAGUGUGGCUGAGGUGUUCUCUCGCAUUGACCAUAAGUUCGACUUGAUGUAUGCGAAGAGGGCGUUUGUUCAUUGGUAUGUUGGUGAGGGUAUGGAGGAAGGUGAGUUUUCGGAAGCUCGCGAAGAUUUGGCUGCAUUGGAGAAGGAUUAUGAGGAGGUUGGUGCUGAGUCUGGUGAGAAUGAAGAUGAAGAUGAUGGGGAUUAUUAAAGAUUAAAUCUGGUUGCAACUAUCUUUUUAUUUACUUUUGUGAUGUUGAUGAUCAUGUUGAUAUGAAUGUGGUUUGCUCUUUAGAGGUUAUGAUGUUUGUUGCACCUCAAGUUGUUGAUUGUGUGGAUGUGGUUUGGUUUAUGAUAUUGGAGUUUAAUUUAAUGAACUCUUUUCUAUGAUAA
Molecule: messenger RNA, 1771 nt
Organism: Helianthus annuus (common sunflower)
Lineage: Eukaryota; Viridiplantae; Streptophyta; Magnoliopsida; Asterales; Asteraceae
Product: tubulin alpha chain
Exons: 3
Coding region: 237-1589 (450 amino acids)
Biological process (GO): mitotic cell cycle; microtubule cytoskeleton organization
Cellular component (GO): cytoplasm; microtubule
Molecular function (GO): GTP binding; structural constituent of cytoskeleton
Source: RefSeq, a predicted model, not a curated record